AUGAAAAGCUCAAUUGUCUUGUCUAUCUUCAGCAUUCUUGCUCUCACUCAAGCAGCCAUUUUCGACAACACCACUGCUCCUAUUGAAGAUGAACCUGUUACUCUCAUAAUCGAAGAUGGUGAUGAUGAAUUAUUCCUUACCGACAACUUGGAUGACGAAGACGAUUUAUACGUUACUGUCAUAGAUGACGAAGAUUUAAUCACCUCCACUCCAAUUUUAACUCCAACUUCCUCUUCAAGUGUUCUUUCAACUAUAUCUUCUAUUUCAUCCAGCAGAAGCUCACUCUCAAGAUCAAGUUCCAGAUCAAGUUCCAGCUUUGAGUCAAGUUCAUCCAGAUCUAGAUCCUCCAGUUCAUCUGUAGAAGCCAGUGAAUCCGAAUUUGAAACUGCCUCUGAAACUGACAUCAGCUCUGCAACUGAAAAUUUCGCUCCAGCCGUUAAAGUUGCUUUCUCUUCUACUUUCCUUGGUGCUUUAGCUAUCUUGUUACUUUAG
This is a messenger RNA of Ascoidea rubescens DSM 1968, 492 nucleotides long. RefSeq lists its product as uncharacterized. The transcript has a single exon. The record is from RefSeq and is a predicted model, not a curated record. NCBI's taxonomy places the organism in Eukaryota, Fungi, Ascomycota, Saccharomycetes, Ascoideales, Ascoideaceae. The coding region runs from base 1 to 492 and encodes 163 amino acids.